This is a messenger RNA of Lepus europaeus (European hare), 1007 nucleotides long. RefSeq names its product NADH:ubiquinone oxidoreductase core subunit S7 (gene NDUFS7). The record is from RefSeq and is a predicted model, not a curated record. The coding region runs from base 303 to 956 and encodes 217 amino acids. Lineage: Eukaryota; Metazoa; Chordata; Mammalia; Lagomorpha; Leporidae. Gene Ontology annotation, molecular function: 4 iron, 4 sulfur cluster binding; NADH dehydrogenase (ubiquinone) activity; quinone binding. Gene Ontology annotation, biological process: mitochondrial respiratory chain complex I assembly; aerobic respiration; electron transport coupled proton transport. The transcript is spliced from 8 exons.
GCGUUCGGCUGUUAACCGAAAGGUUGGUGGUUCGAGCCCACCCAGGGACGCACCUGCGCUUUUUGCUUUUGAGGAGACUUCCGGUGCCCCUCCCCGCGCGCGUGCCCUCCCGGUCUCGGCGGCCUGACUGGUGCGGCGACGCGCGGCGCGUGCGCGACCCUGUGGUCCGAAAGCGCACGGGAACGUCCCAGCGCUGGGUUCGGGUUUCCGCCGGCGCCCCGAGCCGUUUUGGGCGACGGUCCCGGCUACCCGGAACGCCAAAGAGGACGGACCGCAGAGGUUGUCUGAAGGCCGAGGCCGAGAUGGCGCCGCUGUGGGCUCCCGGCCUGCUCUGCGUCCGGACCCUGGGCCUGCGCGCCGGCGUGAGUGCGGCUCUGCAGGUUCGAGGUGUGCAGCAGAGCGUGGCCGCCGAGGGCCCCAGCAGCACCCAGCCCGCCGUGUCAAAGGCUGGAGCCGUUGCCCCCAAGCCCCCUGCGCUUCCCCGGAGCCGUGGUGAAUAUGUGGUGGCCAAGCUGGACGACCUCAUCAACUGGGCGCGCCGGAGCUCGCUGUGGCCCAUGACCUUCGGCCUGGCCUGCUGUGCCGUGGAGAUGAUGCACAUGGCCGCACCGCGCUACGACAUGGACCGCUUCGGCGUGGUGUUCCGCGCCAGCCCACGCCAGGCCGACGUGAUGAUCGUGGCCGGCACGCUCACCAACAAGAUGGCCCCCGCGCUCCGCAAGGUGUACGACCAGAUGCCGGAGCCUCGCUACGUCGUGUCCAUGGGCAGCUGUGCCAACGGCGGGGGCUACUACCACUACUCCUACUCGGUGGUGAGGGGCUGCGACCGCAUCGUGCCUGUGGACAUCUACGUCCCAGGCUGCCCGCCCACGGCCGAGGCGCUGCUGUAUGGCAUCCUGCAGCUGCAGCGGAAGAUCAAGCGGGAGAAGCGGCUCAAGAUCUGGUACCGCAGGUAGCGCCGCCCCGGAGCCGCCCUGCCGGACCCCAAUAAACGGCCUUGCUGCGCC